Malus domestica (apple) is the source of this 1958-nucleotide messenger RNA. RefSeq names its product protein PEP-RELATED DEVELOPMENT ARRESTED 1, chloroplastic. NCBI's taxonomy places the organism in Eukaryota, Viridiplantae, Streptophyta, Magnoliopsida, Rosales, Rosaceae. Gene Ontology annotation, biological process: regulation of DNA-templated transcription. The record is from RefSeq and is a predicted model, not a curated record. Gene Ontology annotation, cellular component: chloroplast nucleoid.
CUCCCUGCAAAACACAAAAACCCAGCAAAAACCCCGCACAAACCCAACAAGAAAAAAAUUGUAGCAGAAGACCAAAAUGUUUCCGUGUUUUUCAUACCCAGCUGCACAAUCUGUAAACCCAGCAAUUCUCUGUCUACCCUCUUUUUCCUCCCACCACAUCAAAUUUCCCCAACCUCAGCUUCAGCCAAAGCAACCCAAUAAGAAGAUGCAGCGGCAGACGCUGCGGUGGUGCGGCACCUAUGAGGUGGGCGGCGGAUACCCGGAUGAAGGAUUUGGCGCACAAGGGAAGAACAGAGCUGCCCGAGAGCAAGACAGCUCAAAAUUGGAGCCUGCCCAAUACGAAGCCCUUCUCAGAGGUGGUGAGCAGGUCACUUCUGUUCUUGAAGAGAUGAUCGUACUUUUGGAGGAUAUGAACAUGGAUGAGGCAUCUGAAGAGGUGGCAGUGGAAAUUGCUGCACAGGGGGUCCUAGGGAAGAGAGUCGAUGAAAUGGAGGCCAGUUUCAUGAUGGCUCUAGAUUACAUGAUCCAACUCGCUGACAGUGACCAAGAUGAUAAGCGCAAGUCUCUAUUGGAGGUGAUCAAGGAGACAGUAUUAUCCUAUCUUACGAAAAAAUGCCCCCCACAUGUUCAAGUGGUUGGCCUACUCUGCAGAACUCCCUUAAAAGAAAGCAGGCAGGAAUUACUACGCAGAGUGGCUGCCGGUGGUGGUGUGUUUAAAAGUAAAAAUGACAUCAAAGUUCAUGUUCCAGCUGCAAAUCUUAAUGAUAUUGCUAACCAGGCUGAUGAUAUACUGGAGACAAUGGAAACUCGGCCUAUAGUUCCAGAUCGAAAACUGCUUGCAAGACUUGUUUUGAUCAGAGAGGAAGCUCGGAAUAUGAUGGGAGGUGGAAUACUAGAUGAGAGAAAUGAUCGUGGAUUUAACACUCUUCCAGAAUCCGAGGUGAAUUUCUUAACCAAACUGGUAGCUUUAAAGCCGGGGAAGACUGUCCAGGAGAUGAUAAAAAAUGUAAUGGAAGGAAAAAAUGAAGGUGCUGACCACUCUAGCAGUGAUGAGGAAGAUGGCACUGGUGCGACGAGUGGAAUUGGAGGAAGGGAAAGCAUUUCAGGACGAAAACCACUUCCUGUGCGCCCUGGCAUGUUUCUUGAGACUGUCUCCAAGGUCUUAGGUGGUAUAUAUGGUGGAAAUGUCUCUGGUAUCACAGCACAGCAUCUAGAAUGGGUUCAUCAGAAGACACUUGAAGUUCUUCAGGAAAUAGCAUUUUGAACAUUUUACUCGGGAAUCGGACACAAGCGUGGCUCGAAUCAUACUUUGUUUAAAGGAAAGCACCCAGAAUCAGCAAAACUGAUGAUGAAAAUUCAACAGUGUCCAAUGAACACCAGUGCAACACCAUGUGUGGAAAUGUCCCACAAAUAUGGAUUUUGAUAUGCUUGCAUCAGUGCAAACUUCGGUGGACCUCGGUAAUGAUUCAUAUGCCUUGAGUAGUAGAAGCAAACACAGCAAGGAUCGGUACACAUUCCCCUAAUUAUUUAUAAAUCUUUUUUCCCACGCCUUUUUUUCUCUCUCUUUCUAUUUGCCUUUUCUGUAAAGCAAAUAUGGACCGUGUAUAAAGCUUCCUUAGUCCACAUUGGUAUGGCCAACCAUUGUUAUCUCUCCUAUGCUCUCUCAUAUGUGCAAAAUCUCUUAGUUUAUGUUCAUGUGAUUAGCUUGUUUUGUUUAUAAGAUAAUGCUAUGGAUGAAGGUAGCGUUGCCCGCCCGCACCGUCUUUUUUGCAGAUUGGAGCCUCAGAACUAUGUGAAAAUAUGGAAGUUCUUAUGACCCACGAAUCGGAUGAUACUUUAGUAUAUGCUCUCUGUAAGAGAUUGAGAGUUUAAAUGGACUGAUUUGUUAUAUGAUGAUAACUGAACUGCUUAAUGAUUAUUAAUGAAAAGCCAAAUAUGAAUAUGGUCUGUGGGGAUGA